Molecule: messenger RNA, 11403 nt
Organism: Angiostrongylus costaricensis
Lineage: Eukaryota; Metazoa; Nematoda; Chromadorea; Rhabditida; Metastrongylidae
Source: the annotation of a GenBank genome assembly
AUGGAAGAUUUACUGGCACCCGGUCGAGCAACUCGACGGUCAACGGGAGUACAGCUCAUUUGGGAAUCAUAUAAAAUCGACCCAUACGUUGCCAAGCUUGCCGACACUGUGAAUAAUUAUCAGGAACGUGUAGAAGAGUUGAUCUUAAUCGCAGACAAUAUCGAAGUUUAUCUUGCUGCGUUGGAUACAUGUCAGUAUAAUGCUGUCACUAUUGGUGCUCAGCUAGCGUCAAUCCAGAAAUCCGUAGAUCAGUUAGCACUAGGGAAUUAUUCAAACUUGACUCAGUGGGUGGACAAACUUGACAAGAAGAUAGAAGCGAAACUCGCUGCUCGUGUCGAAGAAGCCAUUCGUCUCUGGACGUUAGUGUUUUCGGGUAGUGAAGAAGUGGAUGAGUACAGGGAGAGCAAUGUCACACUACCUCCAGUUCAUCCUGUCCUUAUCGAGAUUCGCCUUACCGCUCAAACUAUCUACAUUAGUCCAUCAAUAGAGCAAGCUAGAGCGAAGUUAUUAGAACAGCUGGUGGAGUGGCAUGCAGUUGUUACUAGCCAACCGCGUAUUAGUAGCACCCGUUUUCAGUUAGCAAUGAAUCGCGAUAUGGAUGUUGCCACGUACAAAAAUGUACUGAGUUGUCUUCCUAAUGGCUUAGGAGUGCUUGAAAAUGCUUACAUCACUGUGGAUCGAAUUUUGAAGGAGGUGGAUGAUUAUGUCAACGAAUGGUUACGAUACCAAGCCUUGUGGGAUCUUCAAGCAGAAAUGCUCUAUGAAAGAUUGGGCACUGAUCUCUCUAAGUGGAUGAAAACUCUAAUAGAAAUCAGAAAAAGCCGUAGUACUUUCGACACUCAGGAUACCAAGAAGGAAAUAUUUCCUGUCAUCGUUGACUAUGCUAAAGUCCAAUUAAAAGUCACUCUUAAAUAUGAUUAUUGGCACAAGGAAGUUCUUCAGAAAUUUGGCACCGCCGUCGGAAACGAAAUGCAGCAAUUCUUUGGGAAUAUUUCCAAGUGGAGAGAAGAGUUAGAGUCACAAGGUGUUGACUCAGGCACAACAACAGACGCUGUAGCAUUAAUUACAUAUUAUCUGUGUAUCGCUACCAUAAUCGUAAAGCCUCUUGCUCAGGUCGAUCAAUUCCGGGCUGCGCAGCGGUUGCUUUCUCAGCAACGUUAUCAGUUUCCUACACAGUGGUUGUACGCAGAGAAUGUUGAGGGCGAAUGGUCGGCUUUGACAGAAAUUCUACUUCGUAAAGACUCGUCGAUUCAAUCACAAAUCAAUAAUCUGCAGACGAAAAUCAAAGAAGAAAAUGACAUGGUCGAGAAGCGUACUCAAGAUACGUUGGCUGAAUGGGAAAGAGCAAAGCCCGUGGAAGGAGCGCAAAGGCCGGCUGAAGCUCUUUCAGCUCUCAACACUUUUGAACAAAAGAUUGCCAAACUUACAGAGGAUCGCGAAAAAAUGCGAAGGGCACGUCAUGCACUUGAUAUGGCUGAUCCAACAGGUGUUCCAGUGGAUGCCGACAAGCUGGCCGUCGCUGCGGAAGAGCUGGCUGACUUAAAGGGGGUAUGGCAAGCCCUUGUACCGGUGUACACUUCAAUUGAUGAAAUGAAGGAAAAGACUUGGUUAUCGGUGCAACCACGGAAGUUGCGACAAUCACUUGAUGACCUUAUGAGUCAGCUGAAGCACUUACCCGUUAAAUAUAAGAGCUACAAAAGUUAUGAAUAUGCGAAACAGAUGAUGCACAAUUAUUCAAAGAUGAAUAUGCUAGUGAUGGAACUGAAAUCAGACGCACUUAAAGAACGUCAUUGGCGUCAGAUGAUGAAGGAGUUACGUGUGAAUUGGAAUCUUUCUGAGCUGACUCUGGGACAGGUCUGGGAUGCCGAUCUUCAACGACACGAGCAUGCUAUCAAACAGAUUCUUCUCGUUGCUCAAGGUGAACUUGCUCUAGAAGAGUUUUUGAAACAGAUGAGAGACUUUUGGCAGUCCUAUGAUGUUGAGCUGGUAAAUUAUCAGAACAAGACACGACUAAUCAAAGGAUGGGAUGAACUAUUCACCAAAUUAAAGGAACAUCAAAACUCGUUGGCUGCUAUGAAGCUUUCUCCAUACUACAAGCAAUUUGAGGAGAAUGCGCUAUCAUGGGAAGAGAAGUUGAAUCGAAUAAGUGCGAUGUUUGACGUCUGGAUUGAUGUUCAACGCCGUUGGGUCUAUUUGGAGGGUCUCUUUUCUGGAUCAGCAGACAUUGUUACAUUACUUCCCAUUGAAAGUGCACGAUUUUCUAGCAUUUCAACGGAAUUUUUGGCAUUGAUGAAGAAAGUCACACAGUCGCCACGUAUUCUUGAUAUAGUGGGAAUGCAAGGAGCUCAACGUCUGCUUGAUAGACUUGCAGAUAUGUUAUCGAAAAUUCAGAAAGCUCUUGGUGAAUACUUGGAGAGGGAGAGGUCAUCUUUUCCGCGAUUUUACUUCGUUGGAGAUGAAGAUUUGUUGGAGAUCAUGGGUAAUAGCAAAGACAUUUCACGUCUUCAAAAGCAUCUCAAGAAAAUGUUUGCUGGAGUAACUUCUGUAGAUGUUCUAGAAGAAGACCGCGUUAUUACCGCUCUCCAAAGCCGGGAAGGAGAACGAGUAGAGCUUGUCCAACCGGUCCACACCAAAGAUGUUCGUAUCAAUGACUGGCUUAAGACGCUGGAAGCUGAGAUGAAGCACACCCUUGCAAAAUUUUUGGGUCAUUCCCUAGCACAUUUCUCAAAGUUGGAUAUUGACACUGUGAAACCUGAGGAAUACAUGGAAUGGUUGGAUAAAUAUCCGGCGCAAGUCAUAGCGUUGACUUCUGAGAUUUGGUGGAGCAACCAAAUGGAAAUCAUGCUGGUCGAUGGUAAAACUGUCGAAACAGUAGAGCAAAUAGUGUCAGCAACACUCUCCCUACUUGCUGAUUCAGUGCUAAAAGAUCAACCUCCAAUUAGACGGAAAAAAAUAGAAACAUUGAUUACGGAAUUCGUCCAUAAGCGCGACACUUGCCGAAAAUUGAUAAGUGAUAAUGUCAAGAGCGUUUCGGAUUUCGGAUGGUUGCAGUGCAUGCGAUUUUACUUCGAUCCUAAACAGAUUGCGAAUGCUCAAUUCUUCUACGGAUUUGAAUAUCUCGGGAUACAAGAGCGGCUUGUUCGUACGCCAUUGACAGAUCGCUGCUAUUUAACGAUGACGCAGGCUCUACAUUCGAGGUUGGGAGGUUCCCCAUUCGGACCAGCUGGUACAGGAAAGACGGAGUCUGUAAAAGCACUUGGCCACCAACUCGGGCGAUUUGUCCUUGUUUUUAAUUGCGAUGAAACAUUUGACUUUCAGGCAAUGGGAAGGAUUUUGGUGGGUCUUUGUCAGGUUGGCGCUUGGGGGUGCUUCGAUGAGUUCAAUCGCUUGGAAGAACGCAUGCUUUCUGCUGUCUCACAGCAAAUACAAACUAUUCAGGCAUUUAUGGUUCAGGAAGCGGUUCGUGCAGGUGGUGAUAUGAGCGUAGAUCUGGUGGGAAAACGACUCAACGUGAAUGCGAAUAUUGGUAUUUUUAUCACAAUGAACCCAGGAUACUCUGGAAGAUCGAAUUUACCCGAUAACUUGAAACAGUGUCACUAUGAUUUCGGUCUCCGUGCUUUGAAAUACGUCUUGGUAUCAGCGGGAAAUGUUAAGCGAGAAAAACUUGCGAAAGUUGGAGCUGCUGCAUUGGAGGAUGUUGCUGAGCAGCAGAUGCUUAUUCAAUCUGUCUGUGAGACUCUGGUCCCCAAACUUGUAAGCGAGGAUAUUGCUCUACUCUUUUCGUUACUAUCCGAUGUUUUCCCUUCGGUGCAUUAUACACCUAAUGAAAUGAUAGAAUUGCGACAACACAUUGCUCAAGUGUGUGACCAACUUAUGCUAUGUCACGCGGACGUAACCGGAGAAUUAGGAGCAGCAUGGGUUGACAAAGUGCUUCAACUUUACCAGAUCACCAAUUUAAACCAUGGUCUAAUGCUUGUUGGUGCAAGUGGCAGUGGAAAAACCACAGCUUGGAAAGUUUUGAUGAAGGCACUUGAACGCUAUGAAAAGGUGGAAGGUGUUGCACAUGUCAUCGAUGCGAAAGCGAUGAGUAAGGAUGCACUGUAUGGAGUACUGGAUCCGAACACUAGGGAAUGGACUGAUGGAUUGUUCACUUCCAUUAUCCGAAGGAUAAUUGAUAAUGUUCGCGGUGAACUUGAGAAGCGCCAGUGGAUUAUCUUUGACGGUGAUGUUGAUCCGGAGUGGGUAGAGAAUUUAAAUUCAGUACUUGAUGAUAAUAAACUGCUCACAUUACCAAAUGGAGAACGUCUUGCUAUUCCACCUAACGUGCGAAUCAUUUUCGAAGUUGCUGAUCUGAAAUACGCAACUCUUGCUACAGUUUCUCGUUGCGGGAUGGUUUGGUUCAGCGGAGAGGUUGUAACCACGGAAAUGUUGUUCGAGCACUAUCUUUCACGCUUGCGUAAUAUCUCUAUUGAAAGCGAUGCGUUAAUUGCUGAAGAUGCCGCUCCAGUAAGAUCUGUUGUCAUACAGAGGCAAGCUGCUGCUGCUCUUCAACCGAACUUUUCUCCAGAUAGUCUUGUACCGUUAGCACUCAAUUUCGCUCUCACGAAUCUUGUUCAUAUCAUGGUUCCCACUCAACAACGUCUACUGUCAUCAUUUUUUGCUAUGAUGAACUAUUCUGUUCGUUGCAUCAUUAAUCAUGACGCUAAUCAGGGUGAUUUUCCGUUAUCGCCGGAUCAGGUUGAGGCGUAUUUGACGCGAUCCAUGCUUACCAAUAUGAUUUGGGCGUUCAGUGGUGACGGGAAAUGGAAAUGUCGCCAACGUUUGAGCGACUUUAUUCGUAGUUCAACAACUCUUUCAUUACCUUCAAAUCAACAGGCUCCCUUGAUAGACUUCCAAGUACAACUCAGUGGUGAAUGGCAACCGUGGUUGAGCCGUGUUCCAGUCAUGGAAAUCGAAUCUCAUCGUGUCGCUGCACCUGACCUUGUUGUGCCGACUAUCGAUACUGUUCGCCAUGAAAUGUUGCUGUCUGCUUGGCUAUCGGAACAUAAACCUCUUGUGCUGUGUGGGCCCCCAGGUUCUGGGAAGACGAUGACAUUGCUUGCCGCAUUGCGUUCCCAACAAGAUAUGGAUGUGGUGAAUGUGAAUUUCUCGUCAUCAACAACACCCGAACUUUUGAUGAAAACAUUUGAUCACUAUUGUGAAUACCGACGUACGCCAAAUGGUAUUGUAUUGGCUCCAGUUCAACUUAGCCGGUGGUUGGUCAUUUUCUGUGACGAGAUCAACUUGCCCGCCCCAGACAAAUACGGCACUCAACGUGUGAUUUGCUUCCUUCGUCAACUUGUAGAAAUGAAUGGCUUUUACCGCAAUUCUGAUCAUUUAUGGGUGACACUAGAACGAAUUCAAUUUGUCGGUGCCUGCAAUCCUCCUACUGACCCUGGUCGUCACCCUAUGACAUUGCGUUUCCUGCGUCAUGUUCCAGUCGUUUACGUCGACUAUCCGGGUAAAACGUCGCUUAUACAGAUUUACGGGACAUUUAACAGAGCUAUGCUUAAAACAGCGCCUACAGUUCGUGGACUUGCUGAUCCACUCACUAAUGCUAUGGUCGAUGUCUAUUUGGCCAGUCAAGAACAUUUCACUCAAGAUGACCAACCGCACUACGUAUAUUCACCUCGAGAGUUAACUCGUUGGGUUCGUGGAAUAGCAGAAGCGAUUGCUCCCAUCGAUGGAAUCACCGCUGAACAGCUCGUCCGUUUAUGGGCUCAUGAAGCAGUGCGGUUAUUCCAAGACCGACUGGUCACGGAUGCUGAACGUGACUGGACGGACGAGCUUGUUGAUUCGACUGCUGAAAAGUAUUUUGGAUGUUCCUGCAAUGUGAAAGAAGCUUUGCGUCGACCACUGUUAUAUUCAUGUUGGCUAUCAAAACAUUACGUACCUGUCACAAGGGAUGAGCUCAAAGACUAUGUAUCCGCAAGGCUCAAAGGGUUCUAUGAAGAAGAACUUGACGUGCAGUUGGUUCUAUUCGAUCAAAUGCUUGACCAUGUGCUGCGUAUUGACAGAAUAUAUCGUCAACCUCAAGGACAUCUUUUGCUUAUUGGUACAGCUGGAGCUGGAAAGACAACGCUUUCUAGAUUCGUAGCAUGGCUAAAUGGACUGAGUGUAUUUCAGCUCAAAGUUCAUUCGAAGUACACAGCUGCGGAUUUCGACGAGGAUAUGCGUUCAGUUUUACGUCGUGCUGGUUGCCGGAACGAGAAAAUGUGUUUCAUCAUGGAUGAAUCGAACAUGUUGGAUACUGGAUUUCUUGAAAGGCUAAACACGCUUUUGGCCAAUGGAGAAGUACCUGGUUUAUUCGAGGGUGAUGAACAUACGACUCUCAUGACGCAAAUCAAGGAAGGAGCCCAACGUCAAGGAUUGAUGCUUGAUAGUCAUGAUGAGCUGUACAAAUGGUUCACUUUGCAGGUAAUGAGAAAUCUACACGUGGUGUUCACGAUGAACCCGUCUGGUAGUGGUCUUCGCGAACGCGCUUCUACCUCACCGGCUCUGUUUAAUCGUUGCGUACUGAACUGGUUUGGUGACUGGGCCGACACUGCGCUCUACCAGGUUGCAUCAGAGCUUACGACGACUAUUGAUAUGGACCGUAACGACUACGAGCCGCCUUUCGCGCUGCUGAAAGUGUGUGACCUCAUACCUAGCCCACCUACUUAUCGUCAUGCUGUCAUUAACACACUAGUGCAUGUUCAUAAGUCCGUCCAAAAGCUUAAUGAACAGGAGCAAAAGCGUGGCCACAAAGUCAUGGUAGUGACGCCUCGUCAUUUUCUUGACCUGAUCAGGCACUUUACAAAUCUGUUUUACGAAAAACGACGGGAGCUAGAAGAGGAGAAGGUCCACUUAAAUAUUGGUCUGAACAAGAUUCGUGAAACUGAAGAACAAGUGAAGGAGCUACAGAAGAGCCUUACGCUGAAGAGUCGUGAACUAGAAGAGAAGAAAACGGCAGCUAAUUUAAAAUUGAAAGAAAUGUUAGCGGACCAGCAAAAGGCCGAAGAUGAAAAACGUCAUUCCGAACAGCUCCAGAAGGAACUAGCAGAACAAUUAACUCAGAUAGCAGCAAAGAAAACAGAAGUGCAAAAGGACCUCAGCCAGGCAAUUCGAGGAGUUAUGGUGAAGGACGAUUUUAUGCCGCGAAUUCUUGCAUUUGAUACCGAUAGUAUUACAAGUGAUAUCUUGAAACAAAUGGAGAAAUAUGUGAAUAACCCUGAUUGGGACUUCGAUAAGGUCAAUCGUGCUUCGCAAGCGUGCGGUCCUAUGGUCAAAUGGGCGAAAGCUCAGCUGCUGUACUCUGGCAUGUUGCACAAAGUGGAACCCCUUCGCAAUGAACUGAAGCGAUUAGAAUCUGAUGCUCAGAGAAAAACUACCGAAGGAAACGAAGUGAAAGCACGUAUUGCACAAUUAGAACAGUCUAUUGCUGCAUAUAAAGAAGAAUAUGCGCAAUUAAUUGGACAGGCUGAAAGCAUUAAAAUGGACUUGGCUACCGUCCAAGAGAAGGUUGGGCGCUCUACGGAGCUUCUGUCUUCGUUGCGUUCGGAGCGUGACCGAUGGUCAGGCGGAUGCGACGGGUUUACGCAACAGAUGGACACUUUAGUCGGGGACGCGCUCCUCUCUGGAGCAUUCCUGGCUUAUGCGGGCUAUUUUGAUCAGCAGCUUCGCGAUGUUCUUUUCCACCGAUGGUUUGAGUACUUGCAAGGAGCAGCGGUCAAGAUGCGCUCAGAUUUGGCAAGAAUAGAGUAUCUUAGUACCGUAGAUGAUCGUCUUCAGUGGCAGAGAAAUGCACUACCGGUUGAUGAUUUGUGCACGGAAAACGCUAUAAUGCUACAUCGUUUCAAUCGUUAUCCUCUGAUCAUUGAUCCUUCCGGUCAAGCCUCCGAAUACAUUAUGCAACAGUUUGCAGCAAGAAAUAUUCAGAAGACAAGUUUCUUGGAUGAUUCAUUCAGGAAGAACCUGGAGUCCGCAUUGCGAUUCGGAAAUUCGCUGUUGGUACAAGAUGUAGAAAGCUACGAUCCCAUCUUAAAUCCAGUGCUGAAUAGGGAGGUUGAGUUUACACCUGAUGUGUGCUCGCGCGUAACAUUUGUCAACUUCACAGUAACGUCAUCAAGUCUUGCAAGCCAGUGUCUCAAUCAGGUGCUUCGAAGUGAAAGGCCGGAUGUUGACAAGAAACGAAAUGAUUUGUUGAAACUACAGGGUGAAUUUGCCGUGCGUCUUCGUCAACUAGAAAAGGCAUUGCUGGCAGCGUUAAAUGAAAGCAAGGGUAAAAUCCUAGACGAUAAUUCGGUGAUCGGUACUCUUGAGAAGUUGAAGAACGAAGCAUCGGAAAUUGCGAAAAAAGCUGCAGAGACCGAUAAGGUCAUGGCCGAGGUUGAAACUGUCUCCACCCAGUAUCAGCGUUUGGCUGCAGCCUGCUCACAGAUUUUCCAUACGUUACAGCAACUUAACGAGGUGCACUUUUUGUACCAUUACUCCCUCGACUUUUUACUUGACAUCUUCACCUGCGUCCUGAAAUCUCCCGAACUGAGCCAAACCCAAGACCACGUCCAACGGCUGAAUAUAAUCACAGCAAAUUUGUUCCAGACUGUGUAUCGUCGAGUAUCGCGCGGUAUGUUACAUGCUGACAAAGUUUUGUUGGCAUUGUUGCUGAUGAGGAUCUCUCUACGAUCGGUUGGCAACGAGCCGUCCUACGAUCCACAAUGGGAUCUGUUGCUUGGUCGUAGCGAAUUGUUAUCACCAAAGACUUCUCAUCAAUCCUCACCCACUGCGUUACCAUUUAUUACCUCGCAGCAGAUGGGGGCGCUGAGCAGGGCUCAGAAAUUACCCGGAUUUGAAAAUAUUAUUGACAUUAUGUGUGGACAGUCUUCGCAAGUUAAACAAUGGAUGGCACAGGACAAUCCUGAAGCUGCGGUGCCAAUAUUGUGGGAGGACCCAGAGCAGAAACUAACGCCAAUUGGAGUGGCAAUGAAUCAAUUGAUUGUGGUCCAUUGCUUGCGUUCCGAUCGCCUCUUGGCUAGUGCACAUCGUCUAGUGUCCGCUGCGUUUGGAGAAGGUUUUAUGCAACAAGAUAAAGUCAUAGAUCUUCACGACAUCAUUGAUAAUGAAGUGUCCUCGUCAGAUCCUGUUUUGUUAUGCUCUGCAACGGGUUACGAUGCAUCCGGAAAGAUUGAAGAUCUAGGAAUUCAAACUGGCCGUCCAGUUACUUCGAUCGCUAUUGGUUCCUCAGAAGGAUUUAGUCAGGCGGAUACGGCCCUGACUGCUGCUUCGAAAUCUGGCCGUUGGGUUCUGCUUAAAAACGUGCACCUUGCUCCUCAAUGGCUUGGAAAUAUGGAAAAACGUUUGCACACGCUGAAACCGCAUGCCAAUUUCCGUCUAUUCUUGACUGCUGAGAUUCAUCCAAAGCUGCCGACAUCAGUUCUCAGAGCAUCCCGUCUGGUUGUGUUUGAACCAGCCACAGGACUAAAAGCCAAUCUUCUCCGGUCACUUUCCGCAUUGUCGGCGACUCGUUUGUCGAAACCUCCUGCCGAGCGCAUAGAUGCUGUUGCCCAAGGUCGAGCCAAUGUGGCACCAGAGAAGCUGCCGUGGACCACACUUCGGACACUGCUGAGUCAAUGCAUAUACGGAGGAAAAAUUGAUAAUCAGUUUGAUCAGGUUCUACUCGAUUGCAUUUUGGAGCGAUUGUUUACGGCGAAAAGCUUCGAACCUGAUCACGUGCUUGUUAGUAAGUUCGAUGGUGAUUCGCCAUUAUGUACACCUGAUGCCACACAACGUGACCAACUUCUCGCAUGGAUAGAAGGAAUUAAGAGUCAGCAGCUGCCAGCCUGGCUUGGUCUUUCGAACAACGCAGAGAAGGUGCUACUGACUCUGAGAGGAGAAACAAUGUUGAAAAAUCUUUUGAAAGUGUCCGACGAUGAGUUGGCGUUCAGUGUUGAUGGUGAAAAGGAGGCGAAGCCUCAGUGGAUGGCUCAACUAGGGGAAUUGGCACAACAGUGGUUGAAGCUGCUGCCAAAGAAUAUUGUUCGAAUGAAGCGCACUGUUGAGAACAUCAAGGAUCCUCUGUUCCGCUUCUUUGAGCGUGAAAUUAAUUUGGGAGCUGAACUACUUCGCGAUUUCCGUCAUGAUUUGGAAGAGAUUCUUGGCGUUUGUCGUGCCGAACGCAAACAAAGCAACGAAACGAGAGCGUUGGCAUCCGCUCUACAGAAAGGAGUUGUACCGACGAACUGGCUGCGAUAUACAGUUCCGAAAGAUGUUACAGUCAUGGAUUGGGUGAUCGACUUCAACGAACGCGUAAAACAGCUGAUACGAAUAGGGACAAGCAGUAACCUCAAGCGUGAGGAAGUGUGGCUUGGUGGGACAUUCUCCCCAGAAGCUUAUGUAACAGCAACAAGACAGCAAGUAGCACAAGCAAACACUUGGUCACUUGAACAGCUUCACCUUCAUGUAGUUAUUGGAAGAACCGAACGUUUGGACGUCGUACGACUAACCGGUAUGGAACUUCGUGGAGCAGAAACUAGUGGUGGAAACGCUCUGCGCUUGUCCGAUGAAGUGAAGACAACUUGCGAAUGUGUUGAAUUUUCGUGGAAGCAGGUGAUCGACUCAGUGGGUGUGUUUCGCGUUGAGACUGAUUCCUCAUGGAGCAACUUAAUUGAUAUUCAGUUGGCUUUUGUACCACCGUCACAAGCUCGUCUGAAUCCUUUCACUUCAAUAUUCCGCCAGAAGAGACAACAGCUUCGAUUACCGUCGUGGUGUCACUGCGAACCGUUGCGUAUCACUUGUCUGCCAGGACCACCUGGUCCACCCGGGCUACCUGGACAGCCUGGAAGCCCCGGUCCUCCGGGUAUACCUGGAAAAGAUGACUUAACCGUAUAUGCCCCUGUUCGAUGUCCGGCUCCCGAGCGUGCUUGUAUUAGAUGCCCACCAGGACCACAAGGACCACCAGGAUUGGAUGGAAUGCCAGGACAGCGCGGGUUGGAUGGUAGACCAGGACUGCCAGGUAAUCGUGGAUCAAACGGUAAACCAGGUCUUCAAGGACUUCCUGGAGAACCAGGACCAGCUGGAAAUCGUGGAAUGGAUGGACGACCUGGCCAGCCUGGUAUAAGUGGAAGAAAAGGUUCUGGAGCGCCAGGGAUGCCUGGACAUCUAGGAGCACGUGGAGAGCCAGGGAAAAUUGGUAGUCGUGGAAAAGAUGGUGAACCUGGACCUCCAGGUCGUACUGGAGCACCCGGACAUCCAGGAACACCUGGAAACAAAGGAAUCGAUGGACAGCCUGGAUCGAAAGGAUUACCUGGACGACCUGGAAAGGAUUCGCACUACUGUCCGUGUCCACGUCGUAGCGGGAUAUUUAUUCAUAAGAAGGCUGUAACUUGA